AUGUCCGUCUCGCCGGUGAAGCGCCAGAGGAUGGAGUCCGUGCUGGACCAGCUCAAGCAGUUCACCACUGUGGUGGCCGACACGGGCGACUUCAACGCCAUUGAGGAGUACAAACCCCAAGAUGCCACCACAAACCCCUCCCUGAUCCUCGCCGCAGCUCAGAUGCCCACCUACCAGGACCUGGUGGAGGAAGCCAUGGCCUAUGGGAAGAAGCUGGGAGGGUCCCAAGAGGAACAGGUAACAAAUGCUGUCGACAAGCUGUUUGUGUUGUUUGGAGCAGAGAUCCUAAAGAAAAUUCCAGGGCGUGUGUCCACAGAAGUGGAUGCCAGACUCUCCUUCGACAAGGACGCCAUGGUGGCUCGUGCCCGGCGCCUCAUCGAGCUCUAUAAGGAAGCUGGCAUCAGCAAGGACCGGAUCCUCAUCAAGCUUUCGUCCACGUGGGAAGGAAUCCAGGCUGGGAAGGAGCUGGAGGAACAGCAUGGCGUGCAUUGCAACAUGACACUGCUCUUCUCCUUCGCCCAGGCCGUGGCCUGCGCCGAGGCAGGGGUGACGCUCAUCUCCCCCUUCGUGGGCCGAAUCCUCGACUGGCAUGUGGCAAACACUGACAAGAAGACCUUCGAGCCCCUGGAGGACCCGGGGGUGCAGAGUGUCACUAAGAUCUACAACUACUACAAGAAGUUUGGCUACAAGACCAUUGUGAUGGGCGCCUCCUUCCGCAACACCGGCGAGAUCAAGGCGCUGGCGGGCUGUGACUUCCUCACCAUCUCCCCAAAGCUGCUGGGCGAGCUGCUCAAGGACACCAGCAAGCUGGUGCCCACACUCUCAGCCAAGUCAGCCCAGGCCAGUGACCUGGAGCAGGUACACCUGGAUGAGAAGGCCUUCCGCUGGCUGCACAACGAGGACCAGAUGGCCGUGGAGAAGCUCUCGGACGGAAUCCGCAAGUUUGCUGCGGACUCACGGAAGCUAGAGCGUGUACUCGAGGAACGUAUGUUCAGUGCUGAGAACGGGAAGUAG
Messenger RNA from Elephantulus edwardii (Cape elephant shrew), 1014 nucleotides. RefSeq names its product transaldolase 1 (gene TALDO1). The coding region runs from base 1 to 1014 and encodes 337 amino acids. Gene Ontology annotation, biological process: pentose-phosphate shunt; pentose-phosphate shunt, non-oxidative branch; carbohydrate metabolic process. Gene Ontology annotation, cellular component: cytoplasm; intracellular anatomical structure. The record is from RefSeq and is a predicted model, not a curated record. Lineage: Eukaryota; Metazoa; Chordata; Mammalia; Macroscelidea; Macroscelididae. The transcript is spliced from 8 exons. Gene Ontology annotation, molecular function: transaldolase activity.